Molecule: messenger RNA, 2073 nt
Organism: Juglans regia (Persian walnut)
Lineage: Eukaryota; Viridiplantae; Streptophyta; Magnoliopsida; Fagales; Juglandaceae
Exons: 7
Coding region: 305-1825 (506 amino acids)
Molecular function (GO): glycosyltransferase activity
Source: RefSeq, a predicted model, not a curated record
CUUUUACCUUCAUAGACUGCACACGGCAUUCAAGAUUGCGGAUAGAAUUUCUCGGACAGACCCUCCAUUCGCUUCCUCCCAAAACGAUGGAGAUCCCUACACUGGAUUUGGUCCUUUGGACGCCCUAGACUCGACCGAGCUCUAGGUGACCUAAGGUCCAAAUUCCCUGAGACAAUGUUGUUGCCCAGUGAGUGCACUGAGUGGUGAACCAUUCACGUUUCGUAUAGCUGUUUGAGUCAUCGCACUGGAUUGGAAUCGGAAACCCUAGAAUGCGAAAAUCCUCAGCAGCAAGAUAGUUACAAGAAUGAGGAAGCAGGGCGCUUGGGCGUUGGCGAUUCAGAAAAAGCGGUGGCCGCUGAUGAUUCUGGCACUGUUUUCACUUUCCACUGCAACGGUUUUCUUCAUGAGAACGUCGUUCGAUUCUUGCAUCACCAGUACUACUAGUAUUAGUUGCAGUAUUAAUAGUAUUACGGACGAUUUUGGAGAAGAAAAAGAUACGAGCACUCAGAUUUUCUCAGCCGCUCUAGUCGGUAGCGCAACACCGAAUCCUCUCGAUUUCAUGAAUUCGAAGCUUGUGCUCUUGGUUUCACACGAGCUCUCUCUUUCUGGUGGGCCUUUGUUAUUAAUGGAGCUUGCAUUUCUGUUGAGGGGUGUGGGUUCGGAGGUGGUUUGGAUUACGAACCAGAAACCAGCAGAACCGGAAGAUGUCGUUUACAGUUUGGAGCACAAGAUGUUGGACCGCGGGGUGCAGGUCUUAUCUGCAAGAAGUCAAAAGGCUAUUGAUACAGCUCUUAAAGCUGAUUUGGUCGUUUUAAAUACUGCUGUUGCUGGGAAAUGGCUAGAUGCUGUUCUCAAGGAAAAAGUUCCUCAUGUUCUUCCAAAGGUUUUGUGGUGGAUUCAUGAAAUGAGAGGGCAUUAUUUCAAAGUGGAGUAUGUUAAGCACCUCCCUUUUGUUGUAGGUGCAAUGAUUGAUUCACAUACAACAGCGGAAUACUGGAAGAACCGCACUCGAGAGCGUUUAGGGAUCAAAAUGCCUAAAACCUAUGUCGUGCACCUUGGAAAUAGCAAGGACCUAAUGGAAGUUGCUGAAGAUAGUGUAGCCAGGAGAAUUCUUCGUGAGCAUGUCCGGGAAUCUAUUGGAGUGCGGACUGAGGAUUUAGUCUUUGCCAUCAUAAACAGUGUUUCACGUGGGAAAGGUCAGGAUCUAUUUCUCCGUUCCUUCCAUGAAAGUCUGCAAUUAAUCAAAGAGAAGAAAGUGCAGGUGCCGCCCAUGCAUGCAGUAAUAGUGGGAAGUGAUAUGAAUGCUCAGAUGAAGUAUGAGACAGAACUGCGGAACUUUGUACAGGAGAAAAAGAUUCAGGAUCAUGUUCACAUUGUCAACAAAACCCUGACAGUCACUCCUUAUCUGGCUUCCAUUGAUGUUCUUGUUCAGAAUUCUCAGGCCCGGGGAGAGUGCUUUGGCAGGAUAACCAUUGAAGCAAUGGCCUUCCAGCUGCCUGUAUUGGGCACAGCGGCAGGAGGCACCAUGGAGAUUGUGGUGAAUGGGACAACAGGUUUGUUGCAUCCUGUUGGGAAAGAAGGUGUGACGCCUCUUGCAGUUAAUAUUCUUAAAUUGGCCACACAUGUAGAAAGGAGGCUAACUAUGGGUAAGAAGGGAUAUGGGAGGGUGAAGGAAAGGUUUCUGGAACACCACAUGUCACAUAGAAUUGCUCUGGUUUUUAAUGAAGUUCUUCAGAAAGCAAAGAGCCACACUAAUUCUCGAAUCUUGAUUCUUUUUGGCACUUGGAUCGAUCAUCGAUUGUAUAAUUGCCUCCGCCGCGACUAAUGUAACAAGUCCGAAAGUUUAUGUUGGAAGAUUUAUAUAUAGCUAUGGUGUGCUGCGAUUCAGCUGUCAUUUUCCUGUAUUUGUUUAUAGUGUGUUUGAACUUUGAAGCAUAUCAUGGCAUACCAUUUUUCGCUUCUUUUUUUUUUUUUCUCUCUCUCUCUACAUCUACUACUUUUACUUUGGGAAGAUUGUUCCUUUUGUAUUUCUCUUUUUUUACUAUAAAUCAUAUUAUCUUACCCAAAAAAAAA